AUGGCGAGAAGGACCCGAGUCACUCUGACACACUUGGUGCUUUUCACCUCCCUUGUAUUCACUCAUGUCAACUGUCACGCCCACUCUCACAAUACUCCCGAUGCCUCCUCAGAAUCAGAAGAAGCACCGCUCUCCUUCUCGGUCGGCCCCAACUACCCCUACCCCCUCGAGGACCUCGACAAAGACCUCCCCUUCUCUCAGCCCGUCACCUUCGCCCAUCUGCCGUGGGAACGGUGUUUUUCCUCCCGCCACGCGUCCGACCUGGACAUUGCCAUCGUGGGGUUCCCCUACGACACAUCGACGUCGUACCGCCCCGGCGCACGUUUUGGGCCCAGAGGCAUCCGUGCUGCCAGCUCCAGGGAGAAGAAAGGCAGGAGCUACAACACGGUAUGGGGCAUUGACCCGUUGACGGAGGGGGGCUUGAACAUCGUGGACUGUGGAGACAUCCCUCUCACCCCGUUCGACGCCCAGCACGCUUUCCGCCAGAUGGAGCAGGGCUACCGGCAGAUCUUGUUCCACAACACCACUUCCCCCUCCACGGCGUCGGCUAAGACCCUUCAGGGCAGAACAUGGCAGCAUCCCCGAGUCUUGUCUCUGGGAGGCGACCACUCGAUCGUCCUCCCGAUCCUGCGCUCGCUCAAGGAAGUCUACGGCCCGAUCUCCGUCAUCCACCUCGACUCCCACCUAGACACCUGGGACCCAUACGCUGGGUACACGGGCAUCGUCUCGGAACAGAGCGCCAUCACCCAUGGGACUUUCUUCUGGCACGCCGCCCGGGAAGGGUGCAUCGCCAAGGGGAGUAGCGUGCACGGCGGGCUGAGGACGAAGCUGUUCUCCCCCAAGGACUACGUCACGGACAAGGACGUGGUUGGAUUUGAGAUCAUCGAGGCGCACGAGAUCGACGAGGAACCCCGGGGCAUGCAGGGAAUCGCCGAUCGGGUGCGCAGCAUCGUCGGAACGGACAGGCCCGUCUACCUCAGCAUCGACAUCGACGUCCUGGACCCCAGCAUAGCCCCCGCUACGGGCACGCCCGAGUCCGGAGGCUGGACAACGCGCGAGGUCAAGCGGUUCAUUAAGGGUCUGGAAGGCGUGCGGUUGGUCGGCGCGGACGUCGUCGAGGUGAGCCCGCCGUAUGACACCGCAGCAGAGGUGACGAGUGUGGCGGCUAGUGAUCUGCUGGUCGACAUCCUGGCAUUGAUGGUCAAAGAUUCGGUAGGGAAGGCGGAGAAGGCGCAGGCAGGAGGACAAGGGGUGAAGGAUGAAUUGUAG
Messenger RNA from Fonsecaea erecta, 1269 nucleotides. RefSeq names its product agmatinase. The transcript has a single exon. Gene Ontology annotation, molecular function: metal ion binding; agmatinase activity. Lineage: Eukaryota; Fungi; Ascomycota; Eurotiomycetes; Chaetothyriales; Herpotrichiellaceae. The coding region runs from base 1 to 1269 and encodes 422 amino acids. The record is from RefSeq and is a predicted model, not a curated record.